UGUCAAGCAGCGCCCUCUACUACAAGUACACAACUGACCAAUGACAACAGUAGUUCAAAUGUACCCUGAUAACUAAACGUCAAAAAAACGUAAUUUGUUGUGACGGUAAACGUCAAAAUGAACGUUAUAUCUGCCGUGAAGGCCUACGUGCUGAAAAUGACGGAAGAAAGCGAACCGGGCAUGAAAGUUUUGUUGAUGGAUAAAGAAACUACGAGCGUUGUCAGUAUGGUUUAUGGACAGUCAGAGAUACAGCAGAAAGAGGUGUUUUUGUUGGAGAGAAUAGAUUCUGCGAACUACAGGCACUCUACGGGGCUGAGAUAUUUGAAAUGUUUGGUGUUUCUGCGGCCUACAGCGCAGAACAUCGAGGCACUGUGUAAUGAGUUGAGAAAGCCAAAAUAUGGGGCGUAUUAUAUUUACUUCAGCAAUAUUAUAGCUAAGGCUGAUAUUAAGGUGAUUGCUGAGCAUGAUGAGCAGGAAGUUGUGAAGGAAGUUCAGGAGUUUUACAUGGAUUAUUUAGCCGUUAAUCCACAUUUAUUCUCUGUUGGUUUGCCAGUUUGUUUUAAUGGUACAUCGUGGAUUUCUACAGCUCUACAACGCAGUGUACAGGGUAUAGUGUCGCUGUUGUUAUCUCUGAAAAAGGCGCCUUUAAUAAGGUAUCAAGCCAAUUCAAGUGCUUGUAGGGAAUUGGCGGGUAGAAUUGAUGAGGUUAUGAAUAAGGAGUCGUCUUUAUUUUCUUACGGGCAAAAUGGUCAACCAUUAUUGCUAAUAUUGGACAGAAGGGAUGAUCCUAUAACCCCCCUGUUAAACCAGUGGACUUACCAGGCCAUGGUGCACGAAUUACUGACGAUAAACAACAACCGCGUCAACUUACUGAACGUGAACCCCAGUGUAUCAAAAGAAUUAUCUGAAGUUGUUUUAUCGGCCGAACAAGACAUAUUUUACGCGAAAAAUAUAUUCAUGAAUUAUGGUGAGAUAGGGCAGAAUAUAAAACAGCUGAUGGAUCAGUUCCAGGCUAAAGCAAAAAGUCACCAGAAAAUUGAAAGUAUUUCAGAUAUGAAGAAUUUUGUUGAGGCGUAUCCGCAGUUUAAGAAGUUGUCGGGGAAUGUCACUAAACAUGUGACUGUAGUGGGAGAGUUGAGUUCUAUGGUGAAUAAAUAUUAUUUACUUGAUGUUUCUGAAGUGGAGCAGGAAAUUUCUUCGCAGAAUGACCAUUCUUCUCACUUACAAAGUAUUAAGAAAUUACUAAAUAAUGAUAAGGUUAGGAAUUUUGAUGCUGUUAAAUUGGUAAUGCUGUACUCUCUAAGAUAUCAAAAUCACAGCAACAACGACAUAGCAGGACUUAUUAAUGUUUUAAAAAAACGCCAUGUAAGUGAAACAUUAACAAAAAACAUCAUAAACUUACUAGAAUACGCUGGUUCCCAUGCUCGACAAAGCGACUUAUUCAACGUUGAAAACGCUGUCAAGAUAACAAAACGAUUUUUCAAAGGCCUUUCAGGCGUUGACAACGUCUACACUCAACACAAACCACUUUUACACGACACUUUGGAAGAACUAGUAAAAGGUAGGCUUCGCGAAAGCCUUUAUCCCUACGUAGGCAACCAGUCGAACACCGGCCGGCCCCAAGACAUAAUUGUUUUCAUCGUCGGGGGAACCACAUACGAAGAAUCGCUAACCGUGCAUUCCUUCAACAAAAGUUACCCCAGUUUUAACAUUCUACUGGGGGGCACUUAUGUGCAUAACUCCACUAGUUUUCUCGAAGAAGUCGAGUAUGCAACCAGAAACACAUCGAGGAUACACACGAGAAAUAUACACGUUAGAUUUGAGUGAUUUUGUUUUUUAUUACACGCGUUAUUUUAAAAAAUUUAAAUCGAAUUUUAACAUCGCUUUUUGUUUUGUGACGCCACCAAUAUUUACAUUCCAAGCUUUCUAUU
Messenger RNA from Brassicogethes aeneus, 1931 nucleotides. The record is from the annotation of a GenBank genome assembly. NCBI's taxonomy places the organism in Eukaryota, Metazoa, Arthropoda, Insecta, Coleoptera, Nitidulidae.